UUGACUGGAAGUGUCGGUAAUGACAUUACGUAAUACCAGAGGUAAUACUGUUUAUUUAAAUCGAUCCGAUGCUACCGAUGCAUAAAAUUGUGUCUAAAUGUGCGUACAGUCGAUAAAUGGAACCGACAAAAUGGCGGCGGCCGAAUGUUGUGUUUGGCGAUAAACUCGUGUCUUAUUUUGAAAGUCGUCUUGACAAUUCGACCGCCAUCCAACGAGUGCGAAAGAAACAAUCGAGAAACUGCGAACAAAUUUUUACACGCGAACAGUGAAUAGCGGGAAAUUUUUCGAAAUCGAUCGAACAUAACUUCCGCGACACGUUAUUCAAUCGUACUCUAAUUAAUAUAUACGUUUCGAUAUAUCCGCGAAUUUCGUGUUUGUGCGUCGGUAUUUAAACCCGAAACAUGAUAAGAAACAGUGUCGAAAAAAUAAAUUUGAAACGAGAACAAGCUAAGGGCAUUUAAAAUUGGAACAUUCCUAGGAAACGGCCCGUUCAACGAUCGGGUGAAUGUAUCCGAAUAUAUAAAUAUCUGUAAAAUCUUUUAUACACUCCGCAAUGAGCGUAAAGUAUUUAAUUUUUAUUGAAUGGAGAAUAAAAGAUCGUACGCGAAAUAUCAUAAAUGAAGACUGUAUCAACGAUGUGAACAUGUAACUGAAAAUCAAAACAAUUUACAGAGACGAUCGUUUACACGAUGGAAGAUUACACUCCUAUCGACGAAGAUUUUCCUGGCAGAUUGCUACACCAGGCUGCUUUAUGGGAUAACGCGGAGUUGUUAGAAGAUCUUUUGCGUGGCGAGCACGCGCAAUACAUAAACAGCCAAGAUUCAUGGGGUAGAACUCCGUUGCACGCAGCAGCUAUUACAGAAAAUUCAAGGUGUUUGGAUGUACUAUUGUCUGCCAGUGCUAAUCCGAACAUACCAUGUGGACCAAGAGGUCAUUACAGGACACCGUUGCAUAUUUGUGCAGAACACGGUCAUAGUUCCAACAUCGAGAAGCUUCUGGAAUUCAAAGCAGAUUUAAUGAUCGCAGACAAUAAUGAUUUGAAACCAGUAGACGUAGCUGAGAAAAAUAUGCAAGAUGUUUGUACAAAUUUGCUUAAAUUGGGUGCCGAGAAGUAUGAAUUGGCGAAUCUAGCAACGCAUGCUUCUUUACGUGCAACGUGUAUUCAGGGAGACGCAGUGGCAGCUAAGAACAUUAUCCAAAGCGUUAGCAGCAAGUUGGAUUACAUUAUUAACGUGGCACCAAACGGUGCGAAUACCUUGCUCUUCAUAGCAUGCGAAAUGGGUCACAAAGAUAUAGUGAGGCUGCUAUUGGAUCAUGGCGCAGAUUGUAGGACACAUCCUGUCACUAAAUACUGUCCGUUGUACAUAUCAUGUUACAACGGCAAGGUAGAAAUUGUGGAACUGCUUCUCCGACACUUCCCCAAACAGGUUCACUCUUUGACGGUGGAGAAAUGGUUACCAAUUCAUGCGGCAGCUAUAAAUGGCCACCACUUGGUUAUCGAUUUGUUACUAAAAUUCGAGUAUCCGCAAUACGCGGAUCAGUGCUUCAAAGACACGUCCGGAGAAUUCGAAUACGAAAUGCCGUUUGAUAUUAAUGCUCAAGACGUCACGGGGCAGAAUGUUCUAUACAUAUCCAGCAUGCUUGGGAAUAUUAAAAUCGUAGAGUUGUUAUUGAAUUACAGGGUGAAAGCGAGGAAGACCAAAGAGGAGGAUAUGGGGGUCGCGCAACCGAUUCUUAUGUCGAAAAGAAAAAUCUCGAGCGGUAUCCAAAAGCUGAUGUCCAGCUUGAAUUUUCGGAGCAGAGCGUUCGACAAGAAAGACGACAAUAUGAUAUGCCCGUUGAAUUUAGAUUUAUACUGCAACAACGCCACCGAGACCGCUUUGUACGCCGCUGUGAAGGGCAAACACACGGAAGUGGUUACGGCGUUGUUGGCGGCUGGCGCCGAUCCGAAUCUGCCGCUAAAAGUUCCUUGCGACCAGACCGAUUCAGAUAGUAAUUAUUCCAGUGCAUUGAUCGUAGCUUGCCAGCAGCGUGACGUCAAGAUAGCCGACCUCUUGCUGAAGCACGGUGCUGCGGACAACACGUGCAAAGCGAUAAAAAUUGCCGCGCAAAACCGUGACGAGGUCCUGACGGCGAAGCUUCUGUCCAUAAAGGCAUACCCCGACUCCGAAUACACAAUCAACAAGAAAGUUAUGACAGAGGGCACACAAACGUCUCAUUUCUCCACGUUGUCCGCUCCACGUCCGUUGUUUGGUAACGUGACGUACUCGACGUUGUUCCCAAACACUCCGACGAUGAUAAACUGGCACGAUCAACAGUGCCAUCUGUCGCAAAUACGGUCCCAGUGGCUGAUCGAUGCAGUGUUGCACGUGAACAAAAAACUGAGCGCCAAGAACAACGAUAUUAUCUUGUACGCGAUUACGAGAAUAGAUGUAUCUCAUAAUUCCAUCACCUCCAUACCAUCCACUAUAUUCUACUUGCAGAGCUUGCGGUACCUUAGCGUGGCGCAGAACAAAAUCGACUCCCUGUCCGCCGAAACGAAAAAUCCCAAGGACAAGUUGUGCCCGUUUUUGGAAGAGAUAUACCUGCAGGACAACCGACUGGAGCAAUUGCCGGAGUUUAUAAUGAGUCUGCCCGCCUUGGAAAUAAUGGACGUUUCCAACAACAAGCUGCAAUGCCUUCCAGACAAUUUGUGGCGCGCCCCGAAGUUGAAGGAACUGAACGCGUCGUUCAAUUUGUUGAAGGAUCUGCCUAGCCAAGCGUCGCAAAACAUCUCACGAAAAUCGCAACGGGACGACGUGUUGAACAACAGCCCGAGCAACCGGAGCUUGGCGUCCCAGCUCGCCAUUUCGCGCGAGGACUCGUUGGAGUUCGAAUCGUUCACAAAGAUAGCGAACGCGCAAACCAUCGAGAUGAACCGUCCUCACGUUUGGACCAGAUCGGUGCAAGUGUCGGAAAAUAUAUCCGACGAGAACGAGGGUGGAGGAACGAGGUCGGUGUUGACGUCGUUAAAUCUGGCCCACAAUUUGUUUAACAGCAUCCCGGUGGCGUUGCCGUGUCUGGCUGUUAAUUUGGUCAGACUGAACAUGGCUUACAAUUCUCUGCGAUCCAUGAGCCACAUAACAUCCUACCCCGCGAGCUUGAAACAACUGGACCUGUCGAACAAUCAGAUAUCUCGGUGGCCCAGUUUGCCGCAGGUAGAUGGCGCUGAUCUGAUGGAACAAGCGAACACCGCGUGUUAUUGCCCCACCGCCAACGUUCAAUCGCCGAUUGUUCCGGGCGGCAACCGGCAGACAGCGACAUGUCUGCGCGACGUGGUCCUCAUGUCGGUUUGCACGCACAGGCGCCACCUGCGAUUGGAAAAUUUGCGAACGCUGAUCCUCGCCAACAAUUUGCUGAACAGGAUCCAAUUGACUUCGAUCGACGACGGUGAAAUGCCCAAUUUGGAAGAGGAGAGCGUCGACAAAGAUACGAAGAUAACUUACACCGGCUCGAAAUUGUAUUUGUUGUUCCCCAACGUCAGUAUGCUCGAUGUGAGCAACAACAGGCUGAAAGAAAUACCGCAGAACAUUUACGAGCUCAGCAAUCUGUCCGUGUUGAAUAUAAGCGGGAACUCGGACAUCGUCGAGCUGCCACCGCAAAUGGGAUUGCUAUCCCGUUUGUGGAAUCUGAAUACUCAAGGUUGCAGGCUGCAAGAGCCGUUGAAGACGAUGAUCGAAUCGAAGAAGUACAAGACGAUGGACGUUAUCGGCUACUUGAAGUCGAUUCUGGAGGACGCUAAACCGUACGCUCGUAUGAAAUUGAUGAUAGUGGGUAUACAAGGUAUAGGUAAGACGAGUUUGUUGGAGCAACUGAGGCAAGAGGGCGAGGUGCCCAAUAAGAAGAAAGCAUCCGAGCAUUGGGCAAAGAGGAUGGGUAAUAAAAACAUUAAUACAAAGACUGCUCGGGGAACGACCAUAUCCACAGUUGGCGUUGAUAUCGGGGAUUGGAUUUACGAGAAGAAGAUGAAGGGCCAGUCGUCUCACGGGCCUGUUUAUUUCAGAACCUGGGAUUUCGGCGGGCAGAGGGAGUACUACGCGACGCAUCAAUAUUUUAUAUCGAAGCGUAGCCUGUAUCUGGUCGUAUGGAGGAUCACGGAUGGGUUCAAGGGCAUCUCGGAGAUAUUUCAGUGGUUGGUAAAUAUUCAAAGCAGAGCACCGAACACGCCGGUAAUCAUCGUCGGCACUCAUUUCGACGUGUCGUACGAGCACAGCGAGGCGUUGCAGCAAUACAUCCGCGACAAGUUCAUUAACGUGGUGGACGCUGAGAAAUGCGGUUUGCCGAAAGUGAUGGAGACCAUCGAAGUCAGCUGCAAAACUCGGCACAAUAUAAAGAUGUUGUGUAACUUGAUAUACGACGUUGUUUUCAGCCUGAGAUCGCCCGGUAGCAAAGAGCUGUUGCUGGAGCAGAAAGUGCCGUCCAGUUAUCUGGCGCUGGAGGACGUGGUGAUGCAACUGGCGCACGAGAGGAAACUGUCGGGCGGGGAUCCGGUACUGAAAGCCGAUCAGUACUACACGGCGGUGAACAACGAGCUUCAGAAGCUCCAUAGAUCGUUCAGAGAUCCCGCAGAGCUGCACCAAGCGACGCUCUUCCUUCACGAGAACGGCAUCAUCUUGCAUUACGACGACGCCACGCUGAAAGACUUGUACUUCCUCGACCCCCAAUGGCUCUGCGACAUGCUGGCGCACGUGGUCACUAUACGCGAGAUCAAUCCGUUCGCUAGGUCCGGUAUAAUGAAGCUGGACGACAUCCAGCACGUGUUCAAAUCCUCGACGAUAUCGUCCAUAGACACUCAAGGUUACAUCGUCAGUUUGUUAAAUAAGUUCGAGGUCGCGAUGACAUGGGAUUACCGUACUUUGUUGAUCCCCUCUUUGUUACCGACCGAGGAAGAUAUUUUGAUUAACAACCAGGUGACCAGAAUCCCGGUGAAGAAGCGUGGCUGGCACGUACGCUCGAAGAAGAUCGCCUCGUCGAUGACAAUGUUACAAAACUCAUCCGGCGAGAAACCCACCACCGAGUACGUGCUCACGUCCAGAUCGCAGCCGGAUUGCUCUGUCACGAGACUCUUUUUGAUGUCCUACUUUCCAAGCGGCUUCUGGUCGAGGCUGAUAAGCAGAAUUCUAGCCGACGACGCGAUCGUCGAGAUCGUCGAGUCGUUUCUGGCGCCGUUCAAAGACUUCGUAGACGAUAAUAUUUUUCAAAGCUUGCUGGACACGGAGGCGGAGUGGAUACUCUGGCAAACGGGUAUAGAGCUAAGAUACGCCAACAUCACUCUGCUGCGUCUCAAAGAGGUCACUUACAAUUUGAAGAACCUGCCGUACGAUUAUAGACAGUACAAGUUCAAGUUGAAGCAGGACGGCAUAUGGUGCACCGUGGAUUUGAAGAACUCGGCGAUUCUGGAGAUUUGGUUCCCGGUCGACACGUUGGUGAUCAAGCAACCGAUCAUGUCCGAUUCGGCCGACGAGGAUGAACCGAUGGGUUACCAAGCGAUCGUGGUCGAACCUCGCCCGGAAAGCAUGCCGCAACUGUUGGCAUUGAUAGUCGAUCAUAUUGAUAUUCUAUUGGAGGACUGGUAUCCUACGUUAGGAACACGUUUCGUGCACACGUCGGAGGGUAAAUUAUUGAUCACGCGUCUGAUACCUUGUCCGCGGUGUCUCUUGAACAAUGGAGAAAACGAGAACGAAAUUAGCGAUAACAACGAUCGGUUAGCAGAAGAUAUACAAAAGUAUUAUGUAAAUAAAGAGAGACAGAGCCAAGAUAGUUACAAGUCCGAUGGUGAUAGCGGUGUAGGCUACGACAGCUUAACAUCGAGCAGGAUGCCGUCCUUGGAAGGUCAUCCGGACUUCGCCAAACAGAAUCCGCAAUCCGAAGGUAUUCUGGCGUAUUCGUGGAUGGUCGAGGAGUGUAUUCUGUCCGCCUACAGCAACAAACCAAUUCGUUGCCCUAAACACUACGACAUACCGUUGUCGCACAUGGCUCCGGAUAUUAUUUUCAUGGACCUCGGCUCGAAACAUCUAAUAAAAUUGGAGGAUAUUAAAUUGGGGACGCUUUUGGGCCGUGGCUCGUACGGCUUCGUCUUCAAAGGUGUCUACCGUAUGCCUGGGUCUUAUCAGCGACCUGAGAUCGCCAUAAAAAUGCUGCAACCGGUCCCGCCGGGUCCAAAUUCGAGACAGUCUGCUAUUCUGGCUUACAAAGCUGCGCAAAGUAAAUGGGACCGUGAUCCAUUGCAAUACGCUUGCAAAGCUUACUGCACCGCCAGGCAAGAAUUGAACAUUUUGUUGACGCUCAGACACACAAAUAUCGUACCGUUCAUCGGUAUAGUGGUCAGCCCGCUAGCGCUGGUAUUGGAUUUGGCGCCAGGUGGCGCGCUCUACCAAGCUCUCUAUCAUUACAGACGUUCGGGGACCAAGUUGGACCCGUACACGUUGCAAGCUAUAAUACUUCAAGUAGCAAAAGCUGUCGAGUACCUUCACCAGCAACACGUUAUUUACAGAGACUUGAAGUCGGAGAAUGUUCUGGUGUGGCAGAUGCCUCUUCCUUUUCAAGAUGGCGCCAAACGUCCUGUCCACGUUAAAGUAGCCGAUUAUGGUAUAUCCAGACUGACAUUGCCAACCGGCGCCAAAGGGUUUGGUGGAACCGAAGGAUUUAUGGCACCUGAAAUUAUCAAGUAUAACGGUGAAGAGGAAUACACAGAGAAAGUUGACUCGUUUUCAUUUGGAAUGUUUAUAUACGAAUUGAUCACCUUGAGGCUACCGUUCGAGGGCCACGAAGCGGUCAAAGAGUGUAUUUUGGAAGGCGAGAGACCGUCGUUGACCUACAGAGAGACAUUUCAUCCUUGUUACGCUCUCGAUCUGAUGGUUAUUUGUUGGGCCCAGAAUCCAAAAGAUCGACCAACCGCCAGCCAAAUAGUCUCCAUCGCGUCUGCACCCGAGUUCACGCAUCUCAUAGACGUGAUAAUGCUGACGGAAAGAACGCAAGUGACCGCCAUUACCAUGACAAACAGAACUAUAGAGGAGGACAUAAACGGUGACGAAAUUUGGUUUGGACACAACAACGGUGAAGUUGACAUGUUGCUGGGUACGCAAAAGGGCUGGCUGCAACACGUUAGAAUCGAAACCCCGAUAAUACCGUACGCAAUGUGUGGACUGGAUGGGUAUAUUUGGAUCGGUGAUAAUGCAGGACAGGUGCACGUUUAUUUGGGCAGCAAUUUUGGUUGCGUUGCUAGCUACGAUCUAGAACCAGAUCACAACAAGGAAUCGAAAAUAGUGAGUCUGAUUUAUUUGGAGCAGAUAAAGCAGUUCGUGGUGGCGUUGCACAGUGGGAAAAUAUUUUUAUUAUCGAACUCUUUCACCCAAAUGAAGAAAACUGAAAUCCCGACUGACGUACAAGACAAUAUAAAGACGUACUCCCUGGCAGCUAUUUAUAAAAAGAAACGCAUAGUGGAAUUGUGGGUCGGGCAAAGCUUUGGUAGAAUAUCGAUCUACAUAUUAAAGGACAGCAGUUUAAUAGACACCGUACAAGUUUACCACGCUACAGAAGAGACAGUUCUUAAAAGCUUGUUUGCUACGUAUUUACUCAGCGCUGAGAAUUCCAUUUUAUCCUACACGUACCCUGGAUGUAUCGUCUACCAAUGGGAUGUAGAUACCAGGCAAAUGAUAAAUAAAUUAGAUAUGUCGAAAUUAGUACCUUGUUCGGAGAGCCUAAAGUCCAUUUCUAUUGAAGAGAAUUUAUCGACAGAGAAAUGCCAAGUGACAGCGUUCGAAACUUGUAGGAAUCAGUUGUAUAUCGGUACUACUUGGGGAUGCAUCGUAGUGGCUGAAUGUACCUCCCUUACGCCAAUUACUGUUUUCAGACCUUUCGAAGGUAAAGUAUGUCAAAUAAUAUCGCUUAACACGACAAACGAAGAGAAGUUAGUGUUGGCAACGGUUGGCCAAGGUUACAGAAGUUUAAUAUCACGAUAUACCGAUUUCUCGGUCGGCAGUUCGGACGCUGAAGAUCUUAAGCAUAGUAUGUAUGCACUUUUGUGGAGAUCCGAACAUUGGUCCGCAGCUUAAUCGUAACCUUUAAGAGCAUA
Messenger RNA from Colletes gigas, 8113 nucleotides. It is a transcript of the gene Lrrk, whose product is annotated as leucine-rich repeat serine/threonine-protein kinase 1. The coding region runs from base 690 to 8093 and encodes 2467 amino acids. Gene Ontology annotation, biological process: protein phosphorylation. The transcript is spliced from 3 exons. The record is from RefSeq and is a predicted model, not a curated record. Gene Ontology annotation, molecular function: protein binding; protein kinase activity; ATP binding. NCBI's taxonomy places the organism in Eukaryota, Metazoa, Arthropoda, Insecta, Hymenoptera, Colletidae.